Messenger RNA from Menidia menidia (Atlantic silverside), 2207 nucleotides. Lineage: Eukaryota; Metazoa; Chordata; Actinopteri; Atheriniformes; Atherinopsidae. The record is from the annotation of a GenBank genome assembly.
UGGUCACGUGAUCCAAUGUUUUGCUACGUUACCGGGUACACUUUAAAGGGGACGUUUCGAGCUGUUAAAAAGCACUCUAAUAGCUUAUAUUUUGAAUUUACUAGACUUUACUUGAGUGAAAUGUUUUAGUUUAGCCGCCUGUCUCUCUCGUUAACGUUAUAUUUAAACGUUUUAUCGUUUGACUGAGUUCUAACUAGCUGCGUAGUAGCGCUGUAACCCGUCGUGUGGACCAUGGCGGCGGUUGACAGUUUCCAGUUUUUGUACAGAGAAGUUUCUCGGUCGUGCAGCUCGUAUUUUGAGACCCUGGCUUUGGUCGGGGCUGUGUACACGGCCAGCCGGGCCAUAGUCCUGCUGGGCGACUGCUGCACGUUGGUUAGGGUCCAUUUCCUGCCCAGGAUGGUGCCAUGCAGGAAGCUGACCCAGAGAUAUGGGGACUGGGCUGUCAUUUAUGGUGCAUCUGAGCCUGUAGCCAAGGCGUAUGCAGAAGAGCUGGCCAGGCACGGCAUCAACAUCAUCUUCGUCUCUCAGGACGGCACCUCCAUUACAGAAACCGCCGAGUCCCUCACCCAAACCUACGAGGUGGAAACUGCCGUCGUCCUAACCGAUUUCUCCCAGGGCCACGCCAAGACCAAGCCUCUCAAGGAGGCCAUGAUGGGGAAAGACAUCGGCUUCUUGGUGAACUGCGUGGACGAGUCGCUGACCUCCCCUCAGAGCCUGAUCGAGGUCCCCGAGCAGGGCCUGCUGGACCAGGUGAAUAAGAACAUAGCCGUUGCUACGCUGAUGACCCGACUGGUGUUGCCGGGCAUGGUGGAGCGCAGCAGGGGGGCCGUGGUCAACAUCUCGUCGGGCGCCUGCUGCAGACCCCUACACGGAAGAGUGACGCUCACCGCCGUCACCGGAUAUCUGGACAGUUUCUCUAAAGCUCUUCACCUUGAGUAUAGCAGCAGAGGGAUCUUCGUUCAGAGUCUGAUCCCAUUCCAGAUGGCUUCAAGUGGGGAGCAACCUUCAUCAUCCUCAUCCUCAUCCACAUCAACGAGCGAGGGCUGGUUCGUUCCAAAACCGGAGGUUUACGCUCGCCACGCCAUUUCCACGCUGGGCGUGUCCAGCAGAACCACGGGAUACUGGCCCCACACGCUGCAGUAUGGUCUGAUGAGGUGUAUUCCCGAGUGGAUUUGGGUUCUCGGAUCUCGGAUGCUCUUCAGUCCCAGCUAAUAACUUCGAAGCCAGAUGAUGGAUCCUGUUACACAAGUGUCACCAGACAUUUUAUAGAUCGUAAUCUGAUAUAGAUUUCUUGACAAAAAAAUGGGGAAUAUUUCUCAAGUCUCCUCUAUUUCUGGAAUGUGGUUUGCCUAUUCUUUAAUCCUACUAUAAAAAAACAAAACAGCAAGUCAAUGGGCCCUUCGUAGUAGCAAAAUAUAAGUUUACGUAUAAGUUUGUGAACUUCACAAGGGUCUAAUAAUCUGCAUUUUUACUAUCAAAACUAAGUUUAAGUUGGUGAACAUUCCUGCUUUAAAAUGUGGUAAAACUGAGCCUAAAGCAUAAACAUUCCUUGUUUUUGAGAAGGUGUAAAAUACAAAAAAUAGGUAAAUAUUCAGGCUGCUUCUUGAAAAAGAAAAAAGGAAGAAUACAUGUACUAUCACUAAUAAAUAAUGAGGAGUACAUUUAAAGGAAAUAUUCACCCACAGCCUGACACUACUGGCCGGGUUUAACUUCACAGCUUUACCUGCUCAUUUUGGUUAUUAUUUUCCAAAAAAUACAUUAAAAACCCAUUUAAAUAAGUGGUUUAAACCAGAAUAAAAUAUGCCGUGUUGGAGUGAAAAAGCUACUGUAUGGAACAAUAAGUCCUUUGGACUCUUUAGAGAAUUAAAAUGAUCUCCACAUGUGUGAAAAAAGGAGAUUAAAGGUGGAAUGGGAGUCCCCCUAAGCAGCCGGUAUGGAUCUGAACACAUUCGUGGACUUUGAUCACUGAGUCCAGCGUGUGUCGGUGGGGCAUUAGGCAUUUUUUGAAUUUACGAGUGUUUACGGGCAGAAAAGAUGAAGAGGGAGAGGUGACGGGGUUCUGGUAUUUAUAGUCAGAUCUGAGAUGCCGUUUCAGUCACAUUUGGACCAACUCUUAACUUAUUGUGAUGAAAUUGUCUUGUAUUAGAAAACCAGACGUAGAUAAAUAAAUCUCUUAAUCCAGAGAAACUCUUGUCUCCUCAUUUUAG